AUGCGGCAACAGCGACGAAAACACAAUUUCAACGAUGAGAAUAGACCUGAGGAAAUUCAAAAAACCCGUCGCGAAGUUUGUACGAAUUGCGCGCAAAUAGCAAUAGAACAACUGCUUCCCCUUCUUGCAGAACUACGCGACGACGAGUCGAUAGGUUCGCCUUCUUACGAUCCCUGGGUCUGUACGAAUCGCGCACGAAUAGCAAUACAACAAUUGAUUCCCCUACUUGCAGGACUUCGAGCCGUAUGUUCCGAUUUUUGUCGACAAUUCCGGGAAGAUACUACCUGUACGAAACGCGCACGAAUAGCAAUACAACAAUUGCCUAACUUGCAGGACUUCAAGCCGUUUGUUCCGGAUUUUAUCGAAGAAAUUGUUUUGAAGGAACCGGAAAAAGACCUUAGAGCACGGGAUGCGAUUCUCAAGAUCGUACGAGACACGUUCCUAAAGGCACUGAAUCAGGCGGAGGAGAAAUGGAAUGCUAGGAAGCAAUCGGAACAGAAUGCUAGGAAGCAAUCGGAACAGAAUGCUAGGAAGCAAUCGGAACAGAAUGCUAGGAAGCAAUCGGAACAGAAUACUAGGAAGCAAUCGGAACAGAAUGCUAUGAAGCAAUCGAAACAGAAUACUAGGAAGCCAGAGGAAUUAUCCUACUCUCUUCGAGACUUGGUUCGGAACUCGCUGGUCAAGUAUCUACUGGAUUCUUCCGGAUGGAUUCGGACAUGUGUUACAUCCAAGAACGCCCUCCAGGAAUCAGGGAGUCUGGACAACCACAAGGCCCUCCAGGAAUCAGGGAGUCUGGACAACCAGAAGGCCCUCCAGCAAUCAGGGAGUCUGGACAACCAGAACACCAACCUGGGAUCGGGAAGUCCGGACAACCAGAAAAAUUCAAUAUCAAAAAGCCCAAACAAUGACCAGGGAUUAGGGAGUCCGAACAAACAAAACCCCAUUCAGGGAUCGAACAACCAGAACACCAACCUGGGAUCGGGAAGUCCGGACAACAAGAAAAAUUCAAUAUCAAAAAGCCCAAACAAUAACCAGGGAUUAGGGAGUCCGAACAAGCAAAACCCCAUUCAGGGAUCGAACAACCAGAGCACCAUCCUGGGAUCGGGAAGUCCGGACAACAAGAAAAAUUCAAUAUCAAAAAGCCCAAACAAUAACCAGGGAUUAGGGAGUCCGAACAAGCAAAACCCCAUUCAGGGAUCGAACAACCAGAGCACCAUCCUGGGAUCGGGAAGUCCGGACAACAAGAAAAAUUCAAUAUCAAAAAGCCCAAACAAUAACCAGGGAUUAGGGAGUCCGAACAAGCAAAACCCCAUUCAGGGAUCGAACAACCAGAGCACCAUCCUGGGAUCGGGAAGUCCGGACAACAAGAAAAAUUCAAUAUCAAAAAGCCCAAACAAUAACCAGGGAUUAGGGAGUCCGAACAAGCAAAACCCCAUUCAGGGAUCGAACAACCAGAGCACCAUCCUGGGAUCGGGAAGUCCGGACAACCAGAAAAAUUCAAUAUCAAAAAGCCCAAACAAUGACCAGGGAUUAGGGAGUCCGAACAAACAAAACCCCAUUCAGGGAUCGAACAACCAGAACACCAACCUGGGAUCGGGAAGUCCGGACAACAAGAAAAAUUCAAUAUCAAAAAGCCCAAACAAUAACCAGGGAUUAGGGAGUCCGAACAACCAGAACCUCCAGGAAUCAGGGAGUCUGGACAACCAGAACACCAACCUGGGAUCGGGAAGUCCGGACAACCAGAAAAAUUCAACAUCAAAAAGCCCAAACAAUGACCAGGGAUUAGGGAGUUGGUACAAACAGAAAUUAGAGAGUCCAAGAUGGAAGGAUAGAUGUCCAGCCUGCAACCAUCCACCAGAGAUUCUGAACAACCAGAAACCAAGGAGUCCGCGCAACCAAACCCCCAACCAGAAAUCAAAGAUUCUGGACAACCAGAAUAAUAGCACCACGGUGUCAAGGAACGGGGCGAAAUCAAAUCAAAAUGGCCAGAACAGCCAGCGGCACAUUACCGCGAAGUCAUUGAGUACCCCGAAAUCAAAUCAGAGUGGCCAGAGCAGGCAGAAUACCAAAACCGCGGGAUCACCGAGUGACGGGAAAUCAAAUCAGAAUGGCCAGAGCAGCCAGAAUGCGAAAUUAAAUCAGAAUGGACAGAACAGCCGGAAUAACAAUAUCACGGAAUCAUCGAGUACCGCGAAAUCAAAUCAGAAUGGCCAGAGCAGCCAGAAUGACAAUGCCAUGAGAUCAUCGAGUAGCGCGGAAUCAAAUCAGAAUGGCCAGAGCAGGCAGAAUACCAAAACCGCGGGAUCACCGAGUGACGGGAAAUCAAAUCAGAAUGGCCAGAGCAGCCAGAAUGCGAAAUUAAAUCAGAAUGGACAGAACAGCCGGAAUAACAAUAUCACGGGAUCAUCGAGUACCGCGGAAUCAAAUCAGAAUGGCCAGAGCAGCCAGAAUGACAAUGCCAUGAGAUCAUCGAGUACCGCGAAAUCAAAUCAGAAUGGACAGAGCAGCCGGAAUAACAAUAUCACGGGAUCAUCGAGUACCGCGAAAUCAAAUCAGAAUGGCCAGAGCAGCCAGAAUGACAAUGCCAUGAGAUCAUCGAGUAGCGCGGAAUCAAAUCAGAAUGGCCAGAGCAGGCAGAAUACCAAAACCGCGGGAUCACCGAGUGACGGGAAAUCAAAUCAGAAUGGCCAGAGCAGCCAGAAUGCGAAAUUAAAUCAGAAUGGACAGAACAGCCGGAGUAACAAUAUCACGGGAUCAUCGAGUACCGCGGAAUCAAAUCAGAAUGGCCAGAGCAGCCAGAAUGACAAUGCCAUGAGAUCAUCGAGUAGCGCGGAAUCAAAUCAGAAUGGCCAGAGCAGGCAGAAUACCAAAACCGCGGAGUCAUUGAGUACCCCGAAAUCAAAUCAGAAUGGCCAGAGCAGGCAGAACACCAAAACCGCGGGAUCACCGAGUGACGGGAAAUCAAAUCAGAAUGGCCAGAGCAGCCAGAAUGCGAAAUUAAAUCAGAAUGGACAGAACAGCCGGAAUAACAAUAUCACGGGAUCACCGAGUGACGGGAAAUCAAAUCAGAAUGGACAGAGCAGACAGAAUGACAAUGCCACGGAGUCAUCGAGUAGCGCGGAAUCAAAUCAGAAUGGACAGAAGAACCGGAAUAACAAUAUCACGGGAUCAUCGAGUACCGCAGAAUCAAAUCAGAAUGGACAGAGCAGCCGAAAUAACAAUAUCACGGGAUCAUCGAGUACCGCGAAAUCAAAUCAGAAUGGCCAGAACAGCCGGAAUAACAAUAUCACGGGAUCAUCGAGUACCGCAGAAUCAAAUCAGAAUGGACAGAGCAGCCGAAAUAACAAUAUCACGGGAUCAUCGAGUACCGCGAAAUCAAAUCAGAAUGGCCAGAGCAGACAGAAUGACAAUGCCACGGAGUCAUCGAGUAGCGCGGAAUCAAAUCAGAAUGGCCAGAGCAGGCAGAAUGACAAUGCCAUGAGAUCAUUGAGACGCGCGAAGUCAUUCAGUGAAUUAAAUAAGAAUGGCCCGAACAGCCAGAAUAACAAUGCCAUGAGAUUGUUGAGACGCGCGAAGUCAUUGACCGGAAUAACAAUAUCACGGGAUUAUCGAGAGAAUGGCCAGAGCAGCCGAAAUAACAAUAUCACGGGAUCAUCGAGUACCGCGAAAUCAAAUCAGAAUGGCCAGAGCAGCCGGAAUAACAAUAUCACGGGAUCAUCGAGUACCGCGAAAUCAAAUCAGAAUGGCCAGAGCCGACAGAAUGACAAUGCCACGGAGUCAUCGAGUAGCGCGGAAUCAAAUCAGAAUGGACAGAACAGCCGGAAUAACAAUAUCACGGGAUCAUCGAGUACCGCAGAAUCAAAUCAGAAUGGACAGAGCAGCCGAAAUAACAAUAUCACGGGAUCAUCGAGUACCGCGAAAUCAAAUCAGAAUGGCCAGAGCAGCCGGAAUAACAAUAUCACGGGAUUAUCGAGUGACGGGAAAUCAAAUCAGAAUGGCCAGAGCAGGCAGAAUACCAAAACCGUGGAGUCAUUGAGUGCCCCGAAAUCAAAUCAGAAUGGCCAGAGCCGACAGAAUGACAAUGCCACGGAGUCAUCGAGUAGCGCGGAAUCAAAUCAGAAUGGACAGAACAGCCGGAAUAACAAUACCACGGGAUCAUCGAGUACCGCAGAAUCAAAUCAGAAUGGACAGAGCAGCCGAAAUAACAAUAUCACGGGAUCAUCGAGUACCGCGAAAUCAAAUCAGAAUGGCCAGAGCAGCCAGAAUGACAAUGCCAUGAGAUCAUCGAGUAGCGCGGAAUCAAAUCAGAAUGGCCAGAGCAGGCAGAAUACCAAAACCGUGGAGUCAUUGAGUGCCCCGAAAUCAAAUCAGAAUGGCCAGAGCCGACAGAAUGACAAUGCCACGGAGUCAUCGAGUAGCGCGGAAUCAAAUCAGAAUGGACAGAACAGCCGGAAUAACAAUAUCACGGGAUCAUCGAGUACCGCAGAAUCAAAUCAGAAUGGACAGAGCAGCCGAAAUAACAAUAUCACGGGAUCAUCGAGUACCGCGAAAUCAAAUCAGAAUGGCCAGAGCAGCCAGAAUGACAAUGCCAUGAGAUCAUCGAGUAGCGCGGAAUCAAAUCAGAAUGGCCAGAGCAGGCAGAAUACCAAAACCGUGGAGUCAUUGAGUGCCCCGAAAUCAAAUCAGAAUGGCCAGAGCCGACAGAAUGACAAUGCCACGGAGUCAUCGAGUAGCGCGGAAUCAAAUCAGAAUGGACAGAACAGCCGAAAUAACAAUAUCACGGGAUCAUCGAGUACCGCGAAAUCAAAUCAGAAUGGCCAGAGCAGGCAGAAUACCAAAACCGCGGAGUUAUUGAGUAUCCCGAAAUCAAAUCAGAAUGGCCAGAGCAGCCAGAAUGACAAUGCCAUGAGAUCAUCGAGUAGCGCGGAAUCAAAUCAGAAUGGCCAGAGCAGGCAGAAUACCAAAACCGCGGAGUUAUUGAGUAUCCCGAAAUCAAAUCAGAAUGGCCAGAGCAGCCAAAAUGACAAUGCCAUGAGAUCAUCGAGUAGCGCGGAAUCAAAUCAGAAUAGCCAGAGCAGGCAGAAUACCAAAACCGCGGAGUUAUUGAGUAUCCCGAAAUCAAAUCAGAAUGGCCAGAGCAGCCAGAAUGCGAAAUUAAAUCAGAAUGGACAGAACAGCCGGAAUAACAAUAUCACGGGAUCAUCGAGUACCGCGAAAUCAAAUCAGAAUGGCCAGAGCAGCCGGAAUAACAAUAUCACGGGAUCAUCGAGUACCGCGAAAUCAAAUCAGAAUGGCCAGAGCAGCCAGAAUGACAAUGCCAUGAGAUCAUCGAGUACCGCGAAAUCAAAUCAGAAUGGCCAGAGCAGCCGGAAUAACAAUAUCACGGGAUCAUCGAGUACCGCGAAAUCAAAUCAGAAUGGCCAGAGCAGCCAGAAUGACAAUGCCAUGAGAUCAUCGAGUAGCGCGGAAUCAAAUCAGAAUGGCCAGAGCAGGCAGAAUACCAAAACCGCGGGAUCAUCGAGUACCGCGAAAUCAAAUCAGAAUGUCCAGAGCAGCCAGAAUGCGAAAUUAAAUCAGAAUGGCCCGAACAGCCAGAUGCACAUUACCGCAGAGUCAUUGAGUGCCCCGAAAUCAAAUCAGAAUGGCCAGAGCAGCCAGGAUGCGAAAUUGAAUCAGAAUGGACAGAACAGCCGGAAUAACAAUAUCACGGGAUUAUCGAGUGGUGCGAAAUCAAAUCAGAACAAUAGCCUCGGCCUCGGUGCAGGAAGCCACAAUGUGAGCCGUGGGAUCCAGAAAACAACUUCUGGUUCAGGGACGAAACUCAUUUCAACGACGACCCAAAGCACUGUCGUACCAACAUUACAGCAUUCAACAAUAAUAGGUUCAACAAUUCCAAGCCCUACGGAAGACAAGAAGCCCAAUAAUGCUUCUCUGGGGGGUUCUGGGACAGACGGGAACUUGAAUACGAAGCCGAUUGCUGAUUCGAGAAUGCCAGAGAACGGGUUGUGGGCUCCAACAAUGAUUGCAGUGGGGAUGGAGAACCAGAGAUCCUCUCGCCACCGACGGAUCAUCGCUGCACCAAAGCAACGAAGUGUGCUUCGCUCUUUCGCUAAAAUCGUUCAAAAGCGGUUACUGAAGCUCGAGAAGUUUGAUUCAUAUCAUGUGGAAUGUUGUAUAAAGAAACUGGCACCAAGACUUCGCGGGCGGCAAAAAUUUGUCAAAACACUUCUAAAGGAAAUCGGUGUACGCGGUCGACACGAAACGGUUCCACCAAGACGAGUGACUGUUGAAGGUGUGACGCAAUGUCUGAAACGCCUGGUGAAGCGCAGAAAGAUUACGAUUUCAAAUAUUCAAAAAUGUUUAAAGAGGAUUAAAAAGAAAGGGAACAGAACAAAGACGCGCGGUAAAAAAUCUUUGAGCAAGUCAAACAUUGCAAGAGCACCAAGCGGACAUCAACGCAAACAAGACCUCGGCAGAGAGGCCCCGCUUAAUUAUCCGUCCAAAGCUCUGGAGAGCUAG
This is a messenger RNA of Condylostylus longicornis, 6519 nucleotides long. RefSeq lists its product as uncharacterized. NCBI's taxonomy places the organism in Eukaryota, Metazoa, Arthropoda, Insecta, Diptera, Dolichopodidae. The transcript has 7 exons. Gene Ontology annotation, cellular component: nucleus. The record is from RefSeq and is a predicted model, not a curated record. Bases 1 to 6519 code for a protein of 2172 amino acids.